AUGAGCCCUAAUAACCGUCAACGCCUUUGGGACCAAUUUGCUGCACUUUCUCUUUAUGGCUACCACGUAUUUUCAUCAGACGCCGCGGCCAAGCCGAACCAAGAGGAACAAGAGGAACAAGUGAAAAUCGUAUUAGACAGCGAGGCAGGGGAGGAAGAAGAAACAACGGCAUCAGCAACACCCUCCCCUAAUCACUCAGUCCUUCCCCAGUUGGAGUUUCGAACUCUUCCUUCCCUUGACAAGAAGCUAGAUCCGAAGAAGAGGGUCCCUGCUAGAAUGAUCGACCAGAUGAUGGUAGAGGAGCUGAUUAAACCCAUUGGAACCAAUGAUAAAAACAAAAGCUUCCUAUACGUCUUUGGACAUGAGAGCGCGAAGGGCCUGUAUAAGGUCGGAUGCUCCCAGACAUACGACAGUCGACUCGAUAAGUGGCAGGCAUGCUACCCGGGGUUGCAACCUUAUAUCAUGAUCUAUUGCCCAAAUGCUGGACGCUUUGAGAAGCUAGUGUUGCAAGAGUUCGCCAUACAACGACGUCAGCAUUCUUGCACAAACUGCAAGACAGAAUCUCACAUAGAAUGGAUAGAGGCCCCUUGCCACGAUAUCAUCGAUAGUGUUCAAACAUGGACAGCAUUCGCGCAGCAUGCCUAUUCAGAUAAUGACAAACUGGGUAUUGACGGCGUUCCAACUCCGGGAUUUUCCACACAACCGAACAGAUGGCGUAAAUGGGCGAAGCUGCAUGUCGAACGGUGGACCAAAGAGACAAAGAACCUAUCCUCUCCACCUGCAUCGCCCGAACCCCCCAUCACCAGCCCUCCAUCGCUUGUUUCUAGUCCUAGAAGUCCCGAUGACCGCCACUUGGAACCCCAUACUCCGACACCGAGAGGUAAAGUUCAAGUGCAUCGAGGCAAGAUACCACAUAUGUCAUUACCAGGGAUGCCACCUAAAACAGCUCUUAACCCCUACUGCUCCGGGAAAGUAUCUCUUGAAAACAAAUCGGGAGACGAAUCGGGAGACGAAUCUGGAGACGAAUCGGGAGACGAAUCUGGAGAGGAAUGGAGAGAGGAAUCUGGAGAGGAAUGGAGAGACGAAUCGGGAGACGAAUCGGGAGACGAAUCGGGAGACGAAUCGGGAGAUGACUAUGAAUCUCCCCUUCGCAGGCGUAGUCCUCGAAUUUUAUCGAAAAUUCAGAGAAGGUUCACACAUGCCGCCUGCGCUGACUGA
This is a messenger RNA of Aspergillus ochraceoroseus IBT 24754, 1218 nucleotides long. RefSeq names its product GIY-YIG nuclease family protein. The record is from RefSeq and is a predicted model, not a curated record. The transcript has a single exon. NCBI's taxonomy places the organism in Eukaryota, Fungi, Ascomycota, Eurotiomycetes, Eurotiales, Aspergillaceae. The coding region runs from base 1 to 1218 and encodes 405 amino acids.